AUGUGCGUCGGACACGGCCUGUCCUAUCACUUCAUAGGCCUCGGCUGCCUGGCUGCAUUGGAGAGGGAUGGGGAACUGAUUGGGCCGAUCCUGUACGGCCCGAGGGUCAUGGAGUGGGGCACCGGCGCAGUGCACGUGGUCGCACACAGGUUGCAGGAUGGGGAGGGCUCGAUCGUGUCCUUUGAGCACAGGGUCGGUGUGGAGGAGUGUGACUUCACGCUGGUCCCCCACGAGCCAUGCUGCCUGUUCGACGGCGUGCCGCCCGACGCGAUGAUCACCAAGACCGCAUCGGAUGGCAUCGACGAGCUAAUGGAGAGCGGCGUCGGCGCAAGGGUGUUGGAUUACAUCUCCGGGCUGGACCCCGAUGAGAGGAUAUGCCUCACCGGGUACGACAUGGGCGGGGUCAUGGCCCAGCUGUUCGCCCUCACGUGCAGGCGGGCGUUUGUCAUGACCAUGGGGAGGCCCAUGUUCGCCAACCGGGCGUUCACCAAGUGGUACAACAACACCGUGCACUCUGUCAGCUGCUUCAUUGCAAAGGGGGACAGCAUAGCGGAUUACUGCCGGGCAAGGGCAUCCGGGGGGCUGCACGAGGAUGCCGGGGUGAUCAUCCUGGACAACAACGAGGACCUGCCGCAGGAAACCCCCGAUGGCACGCUCCGGAACCACGGCAGGGACUAUUACAGGAGGUGCUUCUCGAACCUGCGCAGGAGGAGGCAGCGGAUCGGCCCCAUGAUGGACCCCGCCAUCGCUGGGAGGUACAUCUCGCGGCUUGCAAGGCCGCCCCCCGGGCGGAUGGGGAUGAUCGCCAGGGCCCGCCGCAUGAUCGAGGACGGGCUCCUGGGGGACAAUAGUGCCGCAAAAACCGCAUACCGCAGCCUCGCGGAGAGGAUCAAUCAAAAGGCUGUCAUCUCCAACACGGCGAGGUUCGUGUCGGGCCUCUUGUACCUGAUCAAGAGGGCACAGAUCAGGUCGGGGCGCGCGACGCUGGAGGGCAGCGACCCCCCCCGCUCCUUCAACGCCAGGCCCGUGGUGGCCUCUGUCCUGAUCAAGUGGCACCCGAGGGCAUGCUUCGAGUCCAUGGGGGCAAUGGAGGAGGACCUGCGGGCGCGCGCCGUGGCCCUGAUCAAGCGGCUAUCGGACAUUGCCGCAAGCAUGGCCUCCCCCGGAUUCUCGUUCUCGAUCGACGCCUGCCUGGGUUGGGAAGGGCUCGACGAGGAGCUCACCGGGUACCUGGCGGCAUUCGAGAGGUGGAGGGUCCCGGACAAGAAGAGGGUGGCGUCGAGGAUAUCGCACUCCCUCAGGGCGCUGUACGUCGCACACAGCAGGCUCAAGGAUCGCGGGGACGCGGAGUUCAUGAACAUGCACAGGGAUUUCAUCGCACAGAAGGAAAAGCUGAGGAAGCAGUACGCCGCGUGCAUCGGGAAGGAGGAGCUCGCCCGGCUGGAUGCAGAGUUCGGGAUGAUCGAUGUGAAGGAGGCCGCGGGAUCCCAGGAUGCCGCCGGCACCACCAGGCCCCCGCAGAAGCAGGACAGGAUGAACAACGAGCAGCUCGCCUAUGAGCUCUUCCUCGACCCCAACUUUCGCAUCAAGGACGGGUACCAGGAACUCAACCGCGGCGUCUUGGAUGGCGUGCGCAACGCGUUCAGGGAAGCGUUCUGGGAAAGCCUGGUCGAUGACAUGAGGCUCCAGCCCCCGGUAUACUGCCGCGUGAUCAAGGUCCUCGGCGAUAUUCUCAAUGGGUACACCGAGAUCGUCCCGUCGGAGAGGGCCCUCAUGAUGGACAUCGUAAACCUGCAGCUCAUCCAGGAGCGGGUUGCAAGUGACAGCCUCGGAUGGGCCGACACCGUCGCGUUGAUCAGGUUGCUGGCCGGGAAGGUCCAUGACUUGGAUGGAUUCAAGGAGCGCGAGGUGGAGCACAUGAAGAGAUGGGGGGAAAUCGACGCAUCCAUGGACACCGCCCCCGCCGUGCAGCACCCGGGCAUCAUCGGCGGGUCGCUGUGCCUCAUCCUGGACGGCCUCAACCUGGCCAGGGUGCACAGCGCAAACGAGAACCUGAGGAAGAUAUCGUGGGUCAUCGCCGCACACGGCGUCGAUUAUCUCCGCAGCGCAUACAAGGCAAGGGGGGCUCGUGGAGACCGGGCACAUCCAGAUGCAGGCGCUCGCGGCGGGAAGCGCGGAGGCCUAUCUGACCGUCACAAGGCACGCCAUCCUCAGGAUGGCAACCGGCAGCGCGUUCCUCGGCGCGAUGGAUACCCCCCCGCUGCUCGCGAUGGAUGUCAAGCGCCUAAGGGACCUCCGGAUGGAUUCAGCAUGGAUCGCAUCACCGUCGCCAUGAUCGGCAUGGCAAGGCAAAGGCUGCUCGCGCACGCAGACAGGGAGGAGGCCUCCGCACUGGCCGAGGCAUUCGCCACCGCCAUCAACGGGUUCAGUAUCACCGGCACGCUCAACAGCGACCUCCCCGGCGACUUCAGCAGGGAGAGGCAGGUCGCCGCCGUCAUAGCGGCGCUCGAAGACUCCCUCAGCAUCGAGCAGAAGAGGGUGGCGGCAUCCAUCAUGGGCCAGCCGCAGUGCGACCUCGCCGCAUUCUUGAGGUUCGAUGACAACGUAUGGAGGAUCACCCACCGCGUGGUGUACAACAGUCCCCACGGAUUCCGUCACCAAGACCACCUAUACAAGGAUCUACCACAACGCACGCAGGAUCCGCGCGCUGGCAAAACGGACAUUGACAUCUACGCACCAUUCUACAACCAGGCCAUCACGAGCGCAUUCUCCCAGACGGAUAUCUCCAACGGCAACGGUAACUAG
Molecule: messenger RNA, 2805 nt
Organism: Guillardia theta CCMP2712
Lineage: Eukaryota; Cryptophyceae; Pyrenomonadales; Geminigeraceae
Exons: 5
Coding region: 1-2805 (934 amino acids)
Biological process (GO): lipid metabolic process; signal transduction
Source: RefSeq, a predicted model, not a curated record